Molecule: messenger RNA, 4780 nt
Organism: Physella acuta
Lineage: Eukaryota; Metazoa; Mollusca; Gastropoda; Physidae
Molecular function (GO): calcium ion binding
Source: RefSeq, a predicted model, not a curated record
AUGAGAGAUUCUGGAAACUACACAUGCACUUUUACAAACAAAAGAGGAGAAUCUGUUCAAAGUGGUCCUGGAUCUAUUCAAGUGAAAGAUGUACAAAUAGAAAAGUCUUCUUUAUCACAAGUACCUCAGAUAAUGAAUAGAGAUGAAAAUUCUCAAAUAUAUUGCUAUAGUGAAACAUCUGUAGUAACUGGUUACUGCACCUUGUACAUUAAUAACAUAAGAUAUGUUGAUGAUAAGGACUGUUCAGUGUACCUACCACAUGCUAUUAGUGGAUCCUACACAUGCACCAUAAACAUUUAUAACAAAACUGGGCUUGUUAGUCCACCAGCACAAGUCACAUUUUACAACAAACCUCGUGUUUUACAAAUCAAAAACUCUUUCUUGAACCAAAAUUUUGCAUUGAGAUGUAUCACAGAUAUACCCAGUGGUACAUACUCCUGGUUCAAACAGGGCAUUUUAGUUUAUUCUUCAAACAAUGAUACAUAUGAGUUUACUCUAACAAGUGAUAUAGCCAGGUUGUACCACUGUACAGUAAAAAUUAAUGAAUCUGAUAUAUGGAGUGAAUAUUACACUCUAAGUGUUUCUAGACCUUCCAAACCCGCUUUAAGCAAUAAUGAUAUGGAAUCAAGACUGGAUUUUAAUAAACUAAUUUCAACAAACUUCUAUUGCUCUAAUAAUGAUGCUGAGAUGUAUACUUUAUAUAAGAAUGGAAUUAAAGUGUCUUCUAAACCUGCAAGUAACAACACAUUUACAGUAGUUCUGUCUCGGUUGGACACAGUUCAGUACACAUGCACUGGUUUAAACAUAUUUGGUGAAAGUGAACAAAGCGAACCAAUCUACAUCAAUAUGAAAGAGGCUGUUUAUAUAACUACCAGCAGUGAAGUGGCCUCUGUUGGUCAGCCUUUUUAUUUGAACUGCAGUACUGAAAACAAUUUGUCAUCUGGAUCUUACACUUGGGAAAUUCACAAAUUUGCAGGCAUCAGUUAUGUGAUACCAUCUCAAAAUCUAACUUUCGAUCCAUUAACUCAGCAAGAUGAAGGCAUCUACAUUUGUAAAUUUAAAAAACAGGAGUCUAUAGCAAUAGUUCACAAUUAUUAUGUUCUAGCUGUUUCACUCCCUAUUGUACCUAAAAUUGUAUUAAGUAUUCAAGUGGGUAUGGCUGAUCAAGAUUCAAGAUAUUCUAAAGCAAAUGGCAGUGGGCUAUCUACAGAAGACCCCAAGAUCAUUGCAUCAUUGAGAUGUUCUAUUGACACUUACCUAAUCAAUGCAAGGAAUCCAUUCAGGCUUUAUAAAAAUGGAGUUGUAGUAAAAAAUGUGCCCUAUGUGGAUGAGCUUUACUUCUGGGGAAGAUUUGACAUUCUAAGAGUCUAUUCAAUAGAUGCCAAUAUUGCAUCUAAUGAAGGAAAUUAUACCUGUACAGCACUCAACUCAGUUGGGGAAUCUCAGCCAUCAAAAGCUGUGUACAUUACCAGAUGUUUAGUAUUUAUAAAGCCUCAAGUUACCAUGAACAACCUAAAUCCACAAGCUGGUGAUAACAUUACACUUACAUGCAACAUAUUGUCACCACAACCAGACUUCAUUAUAACGUGGCAGAAAGAUUUCUCAACCAUACUGAAAACUGGAGUUACUCUCUCCCUCAAAUCUCUAACAGUAGAAGAUCAUGGUUUCUACACUUGCACUUAUUCAAAUCCAUCUAAUGAUGAAGGCUAUUUCUGGUUAGAAAAGGUUUCAGAUCCAAUUUUAAUUUCAUUGCUACCACCUCUACAACCAAUUUUGUUGUUUGAUGCCAAUUAUAUCGACAUAAAGAACAAAUAUUAUGCUUAUGGUGAUGGACCUGUAUUUCAUACAUUUGGCGAAGAAGACAGACUGCAUUUAAAGUGCUUUGUGCAAGCCAUGUUUAUAAAUGUCUUCGAGAUUUCCAGUAUGAUGCCAUCACCUUACAACUUUGCUCUAUAUAAAAAUGGUCAAAUUACUCAACCUGCAAACACAAAUGGAAUGUUUACCAUUUCUGGACUUACAAAAGGAGACUACAAUUACACUUGUGAAGUUAGCCAUGAAGCACAGCAAUCUUUUAUGAGUUACCCUCUCUUAGUAAGGAUAACUGAUCGACCAACCAUUACUUCUUCUGUGCCAUCUCCUUCAUUGGGUGUUAAUCUCACCCUAACCUGCAACACUCUUGUGGAAUCUAACAGCAUUGAAAUUACUUGGAGAAAAAAUGGAAUCAAUAUGGGAUUGACAUCAAAUGUUCUCAGUUUAAAUAAAAUAUCUCAAUAUGAUGAAGGAACUUACACAUGCCAGCAAAGAAAUAUGGAAUGGACAACACCAAUGAGUACAGAAUUUAUCAUUAAUUUUGGACUAUCACCUUCCAAGCCACAAAUUUUCAUCACUGCCAAUACACCAAUACAAGCUGGUUCAUCUUUUGCUAUCUACUGCCUUUCUACUGGUAGUCCAGUAGUUUCUGCAACUUUCUACAAGGAUGGUCAGAUAAUUUUUAAAGCAACUGGUGGCUAUAUAAGUGAUGCAGGACAGACUGCAUUCACUUAUCAAAUUUCACUAGCAGCUGCUACCAACUCAGGAAUCUAUUCGUGUACUGUUAGAAACAGCCUCAGUGUUUCUCAGAUUAGUGAGAGCUUAAAUUUGAAUGUGAUUGAUGAUAUUGGCUGCAGUCCAGGCUUCUAUAUUUCUGUGACUGGAAAUUGUCAGCCAUGCCCAUUUGGUUCUUACCAGUCAAACAGUAAUCAGAUGGAUUGUGUCCACUGCCCUGGCAACUUGUUCACUCUUGUAAGAGCUGCUUCUGAUAUUGCCCAGUGUGAAGCUGUUCCAGCAGAAAAACUUCUAUAUUUGAGAAUUACAAUAAACAAAACAUACAGCUCAUUGUUUGAUGCUGAAACAAAGGAGUCUGUGAAAACUAAUUUGAAUGAUAGAUUUCUUUACAUCAAAAAUGUUGUUGGUGUUCUAAUUUAUAAUGUUAGUUCUGGUGCAGAUGUUGAUGAGACAGCAAUAACAGCUGCACUUGUAGCCAGCACUGGUGUGCAUUCUAACCUGUAUAACAGUGUGGGUGCUGAGAUCUACAGGAAAUACUAUAACACACCUACAACAAUUGACAUCAGUGGUCAAAGUGUUGCUGUAAAAACUGUGAACAUGUUUAAAUCAGAAAGUGAUUCAUCUAAUUUUGUCAAUCCUGUUGAUAUAGAUGAAUGCAGUUUAACACUAAGGCCAUGCGGCCCCUAUGAGAGCUGUGACAAUGUCAAUGGAGUGAUAGGCAGCUUCACUUGUACCUGUAUUACAGGAUUUCAACGUUCAACAUUAUUGAGUCCUUGCUCAGAUGUGAAUGAAUGUCGACAACCCAACCUUUGUACUGGAAGUUUUGAACAGUGUAAAAACUCAGUAGGAAGCUACACAUGUGAUUGUAUUGAUGGCUAUACAAGAAGGGCACCACAAGAUCCAUGCUCAAAUAUCAAUGAGUGCUUUAGUAACCCUUGCACAUCAAAUAAAAUUUGCAACAAUUCCAUUGGUUCCUACACAUGCAAUUGUCCAAUGGGAUAUUCAUUGGCAGCAACUGGAAACUGUGUUGAUGUUGAUGAAUGUGCAACAGUAAAACCAUGUCAUCAAAAAUGUACUAAUAAUCCUGGUGGAUACACUUGUUCUUGCUAUGAUACUUUCACAAUGACCAGCAAUGGUACUUGCACAUUGAUUUAUUCAAAGGUGUUGGAACUUAAGUUCCCAUUGUUUGUUCCACCAGACAUAUUAUUUGUUAACAACUCAGAAGAAUACAAAGCAAUCAUAAAGGAAUUGCAGGGUGCAAUGAAAAACCAACUAAGUAAGAUGGUUACAGGUUUCUUGGAUUUUGUUGUGAAAAAUAUAAGAAAAGGCAGUUUGAUUUUUGUGGCUGAAGCAAUCAUAGAUAAAAGUGUCAACACAAACCCUGCUGGUGAAUUUAUCAAAGCUCUGACUAAGCUCAACAUGGAUCUGGUGACUGUCAAUGGCACAUACCAGAUUAAUGCAACAAUCACAAUUAAUAACUUUGUGAUUACAAAUGAAGUUAGCCAGUGUGAAGCAAGGUCAAAGGUCGACCCCUGCAGUGAUGAUGAGAUAUGUGUUACUGCCAGUGAUGGUGUGGCAGUUUGUAAACAAUACAUUGAAAAAGAGACAAGAGACAAGCAAAUUGGAAUUGGAGUUGGUGUUGGAGUGGGUGGCUUAAUAAUUAUAUCUAUUAUUGCCACUCUUGUUGUUAGACAUAAACUCAAGUCCAGGAAAUAUCAAGCUGAUUAAAAUGAAAAUGCCAUGUGUUGGUCCUUUCGUGGUGGUUUUUAAGGAUUCAUCAUUUGAAAAUAGAAAAGAAAGUGAAACCAAGAAACACAUCUAAUCUUAUUGUAUUCUACAUAAAGAUUAAUAUUUAUAUCUAAUUAUUACAUUAUAGAGGUUUUUUUUGUGUAUAACAAGUUUUAACUCUGCCCUUUUAAUUUAGAUUUGAAGUAUGUUCAUUUUUUACAAUUCACAUCAGCUUACCUAUCACUAUGUUGACUUGAAUACAUCAACAAUGAAACCAAGUACAAUGCAUAUUGCUUCCUUUAUUCAACAGUAAAAAGUAUCAAAUGUUAUUCUAUAUCCAUGUUCCGAUACAGCAGUAUCAUAUUAUCAUUUGUGUUUUUUUCUCUAAUUAUUUUGUACUGAACAUCCAUCUAAACAUAUCUUGUCGUAAUGCGUUUUAGUUUGAAGUCGUGAUUGUUGUAUAUAACACUAAAUACAUAUGAAGACAUGUAACAUUUUCUACUUUUCU